AUGACGAGCUGGCCGGGCCGUGACACCGGUCUCCGGGUUCCUGUCUUUAAGAUGGGCAGAGGGUGGGAAGGCCUGCUGCGAACUCUGAAGGAAAUCGCCUACGUCCUCCUCUGCUGCUGGUGCAUCAAGGAACUGCUGGAUUAG
This is a messenger RNA of Jaculus jaculus (lesser Egyptian jerboa), 144 nucleotides long. Its product is annotated as lens epithelial cell protein LEP503-like. Bases 1 to 144 code for a protein of 47 amino acids. Gene Ontology annotation, biological process: multicellular organism development. The record is from RefSeq and is a predicted model, not a curated record. The transcript has a single exon. NCBI's taxonomy places the organism in Eukaryota, Metazoa, Chordata, Mammalia, Rodentia, Dipodidae.